GUAGAAAGAAGCGUUAAUAUUCUGGUUCAGGAUAACUAGUCGAGAUCUGAGGAUCUUUAAAAACUAGAAAUUUAGACCACGUCGCUCUUACGCGUAUCUAGAAUCUAGAAUAUCAAGCAAUUAACAAAGCCAAACUAUUUGUGCUGCUUGUGGGUCCAGUUGUAUUUUAAGUAGGAAUGUCUAUGCUUAUAUUUGUGACAGGCCAUCAAGGACAUGGAUUACAUUAUUAAGGAGAAGUCGAUUGUAGAGCAAUUGCUGAACUGCGAAAUUGACAACUACAUUACGGAAAACAGGGGUACCUUUUACAUAGACGAUUCGUUCAGCUUCUCCCGUGUUCUCCUAUUGGGUAACCAUUUACACAUCUUUGUCCUGGAACUCCUCUUCGUGCUGUCAAUCUUCCUCUUGUCCUCUAAUUUGUUGAUUGCAGCUGCAGGGGCUUGUGCUUUGAACAUAUUACUGCGCCAUGUGUUCCGCCAUUGGGUGCGCCGCAACAUCUCCCGCAAGACUCUCAUCGACGAGAGAUUUCUCUUGUAGCCCCAAAGCGAGGAGCAAUAUCUGCGGGAGGACGGAUUCUUUGCUAUAUAAA
This is a messenger RNA of Drosophila teissieri, 586 nucleotides long. RefSeq lists its product as uncharacterized. Gene Ontology annotation, biological process: cilium assembly. Lineage: Eukaryota; Metazoa; Arthropoda; Insecta; Diptera; Drosophilidae. The transcript is spliced from 3 exons. The record is from RefSeq and is a predicted model, not a curated record. Bases 214 to 534 code for a protein of 106 amino acids. Gene Ontology annotation, cellular component: MKS complex; ciliary transition zone.